Messenger RNA from Serinus canaria (Common canary), 2532 nucleotides. RefSeq names its product dimethylglycine dehydrogenase (gene DMGDH). Lineage: Eukaryota; Metazoa; Chordata; Aves; Passeriformes; Fringillidae. The record is from RefSeq and is a predicted model, not a curated record. The transcript has 15 exons. The coding region runs from base 217 to 2421 and encodes 734 amino acids. Gene Ontology annotation, molecular function: protein binding; dimethylglycine dehydrogenase activity. Gene Ontology annotation, cellular component: mitochondrial matrix; mitochondrion; cytoplasm.
CGCCUCCCGGCCCGAGGUUCGGAGGCGCCCGGCUGCCCCCCGGCCGCCCCCCCGACUGCCCCCUGCUCCAAGGGGCGGUCCGGCGCCCUCCUCUGGGAGGGCCGGGCUCGGCGGAGCAAGGACGGGAAGGGACGGGACGGGACGGGACGGGACGGGACGGGACGCGGCGGAGAGCGGCGCGGAGCCAGCACUCUCCAUCCCUGCUGUGUGUGCGGGAUGAGCGCGGUGCUGCGGGGAGCCCUGCGGCGGCUGCGGCCCCCGCGCCGGCCCGGGCCCCUCUGCGCCCAGGGGCGUAAGGAAGCCUCAUCUCCUUCCUUAGGGAAAGACAGAGCAGACACAGUGAUCAUUGGAGGUGGUUGUGUUGGUGUGAGUCUAGCCUAUCACUUGGCUAAAGCUGGCUUGAAGGAUGUAGUCCUGCUAGAAAAAUCUGAGCUCACUGCAGGAUCUACCUGGCAUGCAGCUGGUUUAACUACUUAUUUUCAUCCUGGAAUAAACCUGAAGAAAAUCCAUUCUUACAGCAUCAAACUCUAUGAAAAGCUGGAAGAAGAGACAGGACAGCCUGUGGGGUUUCAUCAGCCUGGCAGUAUCAGAAUUGCUUCAACCCCUACUAGAGUGGAUGAAUUCAAAUACCAAAUGACUCGUGCUGGUUGGCACCCAACAGAGCAAUAUUUAAUCACGCCUGAGAAAGUGCAAGAACUAUUUCCCUUAUUGAACAUGGAUAAGGUUUUAGCUGGCCUGUAUAAUCCUGGAGAUGGUCAUAUAGAUCCUUAUUCUCUAACUAUGGCCUUGGCUGCAGGAGCCAGAAAAUACGGUGCUCAAUUAAAUUAUCCUGUGCAAGUGACUAAUCUGAACUCCCGAUCAGAUGGGACAUGGGAAGUUGAAACUCCACUUGGAAUAAUCCAAGCAAAGAGAAUUGUGAAUGCUGCAGGCUUCUGGGCCCGUGAUGUAGGCAAGAUGAUCGGCCUGCAACACCCUCUAAUACCUGUUCAUCAUCAGUAUGUUGUAACAUCAACUAUCCCAGAAGUGAAAGCCCUUAAAACGGAAUUGCCUGUGAUUCGUGACUUAGAAGGAUCAUAUUAUCUAAGGCAAGAAAGGGAUGGUCUUUUGUUUGGUCCAUACGAAAGUGAGGAGAAAAUGAAGCUCCAGGAGUCAUGGGUAACAAAUGGAGUCCCACCAGGAUUUGGAAAAGAACUUUUUGAGUCUGAUUUAGACAGAAUAAUGGAACAUAUUGAGGCUGCCAUGGAAAUGGUCCCCGUUUUGAGAAAAGCAGACAUCGUAAACACAAUUGCAGGUCCUAUCACCUAUUCCCCAGACAUUCUUCCUAUGGUGGGACCACAUCAGGGUGUCAGAAAUUACUGGGUAGCUAUUGGUUUCGGGUAUGGCAUUAUACAUGCUGGUGGCAUGGGAAAGUACCUCAGUGACUGGAUCCUUGAGGGGGAACCUCCAUUUGACCUGAUAGAAGUAGAUCCAAACCGCUAUGGAAAGUGGACCACCACAGAAUACACAGCAGCCAAAGCAAGAGAAUCUUACGGCUUUAAUAACAUUGUUGGUUACCCUAAAGAAGAAAGAUUUGCUGGGAGACCAACAGAGAGAACCAGUGGGCUUUAUGAUUUGUUAAAGUCAAAAUGUUCAAUGGGAUUCCAUGCAGGAUGGGAGCAACCUCAUUGGUUCUACAAACCUGGAGAUGAGACUGGAUACAAACCCAGUUUUCGGCGCACAAAUUGGUUUGACCCUGUGGGUCGUGAGUACAAACAGGUUAUGGAAAAAGUUGGUGUGAUUGACCUGUCACCAUUUGGCAAGUUUAAAGUAAAAGGCACAGAUUCUGUUAAACUGCUUGAUCAUCUAUUUGCAAAUGUUGUUCCGAAGGUGGGUUCCACAAAUAUAAGCCAUAUGUUAACACCAACAGGAAAAGUUUAUGCUGAGCUAACUGUCUCUCAACUGUAUCCUGGAGAAUUCAUGCUUGUAACUGGGUCAGGGUCAGAACUCCAUGAUCUAAGAUGGAUAGAAGACAAAAUAACAAGAGGUGGAUACAAGGCAGAAAUAGCAAACGUGACAGAUGAGAUGGGAGUACUUAGUGUAGCAGGUCCAUAUGCACGACAGGUCCUCCAGAAGUUGACAAAUGAAGACCUAAGUGAUGCUUCAUUUAAAUUUCUCCAGUGUAGACAUCUGAAACUUUCCAAUAUUGCUGUUACUGCCAUUAGGAUAUCUUACACAGGUGAAUUAGGCUGGGAGCUCUACCACAGAAAAGAAGAUUCUGUACCUCUUUACAAUGCAAUCAUGGAAGCUGGACAAAAAGAGGGGAUUGAUGACUUUGGGACAUAUGCUCUAAAUGCUUUGAGGCUGGAAAAGGGUUUCCGAGCCUGGGGAGCAGAGAUGAACUGUGACACUAAUCCCUUGGAAGCUGGACUGGAGUAUUUGUAAAGCUAAACAAGGCAGCAGACUUUACAGGAAAACAAGCACUGAAGCAGAUUAAAGAAAAGGGGCUCAAACGACGACUGAUAUAUCUCACACUGGAAACAGAUAAUGUUGAUC